Molecule: messenger RNA, 4044 nt
Organism: Amphimedon queenslandica
Lineage: Eukaryota; Metazoa; Porifera; Demospongiae; Haplosclerida; Niphatidae
Product: cyclin-G-associated kinase
Exons: 23
Coding region: 74-3925 (1283 amino acids)
Biological process (GO): regulation of clathrin-dependent endocytosis; positive regulation of Notch signaling pathway; protein phosphorylation
Cellular component (GO): cytoplasm
Molecular function (GO): AP-2 adaptor complex binding; protein serine/threonine kinase activity; ATP binding
Source: RefSeq, a predicted model, not a curated record
GGCGUACUCCAUAAAAAAACUGGGGACCUCCCUUACCUGUCCUGUCUAGUCUGUCUUUCUCUUUCUUUCAAAGAUGGUUGAUUUCUUUCGUUCAGCAAUGAGUUACCUCAGUGGCGAGGGAGACGUCGGAGGAGGCAGUGGCGGUGGAAACGCUUUCGUGGGACAAACCGUUGACAUUGGAGACGGGAUGAAACUUAAAGUUAAAAAAGUUAUAGCUGAAGGUGGCUAUGGGUUUGUAUUUGUUGCUCAAGAUACAAGCACUGGAAUUGACUACGCACUAAAGAGGCAGAUAGUAGCUUCGGAAAACAUUAAAGCAAUCAAGCAAGAAAUAACAUUUUUAACUCAAUUGUCUGGUCAUCCUCAUAUAAUUAAUUUCAUUGGUGCCGCUAGUUCUAAGGAUCCAGCUGGAGGGAGUGCAGAGUUCCUUAUUGUAACUGAACUUAUUACCGGUGGUGAGCUUGUCGAUAUUGUUAACACUCGGCCUUUAAGUCCUCGUCAAGUCCUGAGGGUUUUCUAUGAAACCUGUCAAGCAAUAGCCCACAUGCACUCUCAGACCCCGCCCAUCAUACACAGGGAUAUUAAAGUUGAGAAUUUGUUGCUCACAGACAAGGGGUCUGUUAAAUUGUGCGAUUUUGGUAGUGCCACGACCCAGCGACUGACCCCUGACCACUCCUGGUCUGCUACACAGAGAGGACUCACAGAAGAUGAAAUACAGGCUAACACCACUCCAAUGUAUAGAGCACCAGAAAUGAUAGACUUAUAUUCAAAUUAUCCGAUCAACGAGAAAGGAGACAUAUGGGCAUUAGGUUGUUUAUUAUAUAAACUGUGUUUUCAAGAGCAUCCGUUUGAAGACUCAGCUAAAUUAAGAAUAUUAAACGCCAAUUACCACAUACCACCUGGAGAUAACGUUUAUAAAGAAUUUCACAAUAUCAUCAGAUCCUGUUUGGUAGUUGACCCCACCAAACGUCCUUCAGUUGACUCCAUCGUUGCUCAACUGUAUCCGAUUGCUGACAAAUUUGGAGAAAAUUUUGACAAACCACCUAAGGAGCCACUGAUUUCUGGUGUUCAGUCUCAGUCUGUCUCUGAUCCAACUGAAUCUGAUUCUUCUGGCGGAAUUAAUGCUGCAUCAGCACUUCAUGCGACGAGCCACCAGGCACAGAAACUGUUUGGUUUCAUGAAAGGUGGAGCUGAGAAUUUAUUUAAGAAUAUCAAAGACACAUCAAACAAAGUCAUCAGCAGUGUACAAAAUCCGAAACAAAAGUCAACUGACAUUACAUACGUGACCAGUCGUAUACUAGUGAUGUCCUACCCUUUUGAAGAGGGAGGGGUCGGACGUCCCAACGUCCUCAAAGAAGUCUCGGCUUAUCUUGAAGGGACACACCCCUCUCAGUACCUCGUGUUUAAUCUAUCAGGAGAACAGUACGACACUGAUCAACUCAGCGGUCAGGUUGUUGAUUAUGAGUGGCCUAAUAGAGCAAUGCCUCCAUUGGAGAGUCUGGUUGAGUUGUGUAGACAGUUAGACUCGUGGCUCAGAGCUGAUUUUAAAAACGUACUAGUAAUCCAUUGCAAGGAUGGUGUUCAUCCUUCUGGUAUAUUGGUUGUGUCUUAUCUGUUGUUUCUGAGGGCACUGCCUUCUCCUUCAUCAGCUCUCAGAUUAUUUACUGCAAGAAGAUUGCCUGAGGGACAAGGGAUGGACAUAUCUCCUUCAGACAGAAGGUAUCUCAAUUACAUGAUGGCGCUGUCACGCCCUGCCCCAUACAAACCACACCCUCAUUCUUUCAAGCUAACAGGACUCAAUCUCACUUCAGUUCCUAUCUAUAAUGAAGCAAGAAAUGGCUGCAAGCCUUUUGUUGAAGUGUUUGUUGAUGGUGAGAGAGUCCACACCUCCUGUAAUAAGGAAAACAUGGACAAACUGAAGGAAUACACGACAAAAGAUGGUCAGAUCUCAAUACCACUCAACACCACUGUCUACGGAAACCUUCUUAUCAUCGUUCAUCACAUAAAGUCGGUUCCUCUCACUAAAAGAGCAGAAAUGGGCAUGUCUGCAGUGAAGAUGUUCAAGUUUCAGAUUCAUACUGGAUUCCUCUCUACAAAAAUGACUUCACUUACUUUAGAGAAAAAUGAGUUGGAUGGUUCGGCUGUUAAAAAAACCGACAGGUUUCCGUCUUCAUUCAAAGUUCUACUCAAUUUCUCGGUCCAAGAGGCAGUACAAAACGCUGGAGUAGCAUGGCAGAAUUUACCUCAUGCUCAAGCCACGCCCAUGACCUGUUUCUCAACAAUGGAGGAACAAGGAGAUGUAUUUAAACUUUUUGGAGGCUCUAUUCAAGAAUUACAGAAAAAACCUCCAACUCAUCAAACCACGCCCCCAGUCCAGCAAACCACACCCAGUCUUGAAGGCUACGGUCAAUUAUUAGACGAGGAUUCAUCGGAACCAGCCACUGGUAACCUACUGGGUGACACUGGAGCCGCUGGUAAUCUAUUUGGAGAGACUGGAGGUACUAAUCUUGCCGAUUUUGUUGGGUAUGCUUCAUACCGUACCCCUGGCCAAUCAGGAGGGGCGGAGUCAGACAGUAGCUCUGACAGCAGUGGCUGUUCCUCUUCUUCCUCUGACAGCGAAGGAGGGGACGUACCCACGUCGUCUCCUAGGCAACCGACCGUUUCCGUCGACGACGACCUUGAGGCGUUCUUUAGUAACCCAGCAGCAAGCAACAUAGAAGAAGGAAACUUACUAGAACUGGGAAGUACUCCGCCAGUAAAGACAGCCUCUAGUAAUGUCAGUAACACUAGUAGUACUCGUCAGACUAGCUUUGGGAAUGAUCCUUUUGCUGGUUUUGAAUGGACGCAUUCCACAACCAACCAUCCACCACCUUCAACCAGUAAUAAUAGUGCUCCUGCUAGUAAUAAGGCAUCUACUAGUAGUGGGUUUGAUCCUUUUGCUCCUUCUAGCGGAGGUGCUGGGGAGGAUCUGAUGAAUCUAAUGGGGACCACUCCUUUAUUACCAACGGCUACCUCUGCUCCUACGACAAUGAGCAGUCAAACUCGUUUUUCUGGUAAUUUAGGAGCCACUAGGUCAGGAAUGUAUCCCAGCUCAUCUGGUUAUUCAGGUUGGGCUUCUUUCACUGCUACUAGUACUACGUCAAAACACGACGAGAUACCGCAAGAUAAAAGAGGAGGAGGAGGAGGAUCUAAAGCUCCUCCUUCUUCUAAGAGUUCAGACCCGUUUGGCGAUAUUUGGGGACAAGCCUCGGGUAAGUCACAGCAGCAGACGUCUCAGGCUCCACCCAAAGCCACACCUACCAAUCAACAGCAGUACAAGCCGACUAUGAGUCAUAGACCGACGUAUCAGAUGUAUGGUGGAAUGGGCGGGGCUAGUGACGGGGCCCGGGGAAACAGCGGAAAAGGAGGAGUGGGCGGGGCUAAUAGUAGCAAAAGUGGGACUGGCUUGAGACCUCCUUCAAGAGAGAACGUGACUCGAUCUCCUUCACCAACUCAAAAAUUUGGUCCAGUUCCUAAUCGCAGUAAGACCCAGUUUAAUGACCUCUUAGAUCCCGGUCUGUUCACUUCAUCGGCUAAAGAGAAGGAAGGACCGACUUCUCUGAAGGACAUGAGAAAGAAAGUUGAUGUCAUCACUGAUCCCGAGAGAGCAAAAGUUGCUGAUUGGGCUGAAGGCAAAGAGCACAACAUUCGUGCAUUGAUAAGCUCACUCCACACCAUUCUCUGGGAGGGAGAGAGGAGAUGGAAAAAGGUGGGCAUGCACGAGCUAGUAGAAGCAGACCAGGUCAGUAAGUAUUUUAGGAAAGCAUGUCUCUCUGUUCAUCCGGAUAAAGUUGAUGAAUCCAAUGCUAAUCUAGCUCGUGCUAUUUUUGAUGAGUUGAACGAUGCUUAUGAACUGUUUGAACAAAGUGGAGCUAAAUCCCUUUAUUAAUGAACUAUAACAGCAACAAACUGUUUAUAAUUUUACUGUCAAUUAUUAUUAUUAUUGUUAUUAUUAUUAUUAAUUUAUGUUAUUAUUUUUAUUUUAUGGUAGACUUAUUCUUGACACAA